This is a messenger RNA of Capsicum annuum, 3482 nucleotides long. RefSeq names its product pentatricopeptide repeat-containing protein At2g40720. Gene Ontology annotation, molecular function: RNA binding; protein binding. The record is from RefSeq and is a predicted model, not a curated record. Gene Ontology annotation, biological process: RNA modification. The transcript is spliced from 2 exons. The coding region runs from base 200 to 2785 and encodes 861 amino acids. NCBI's taxonomy places the organism in Eukaryota, Viridiplantae, Streptophyta, Magnoliopsida, Solanales, Solanaceae.
GAAACCUAAUAACGGAACUGUAAAAUCAAAUUAAAUUGGCUCAUUCCUAUUUGUUACUAGUAUUUUUAAGUCCACGCCUGUACCUGGUUAGAAUAAAAAUUCAAAUCUAACUCCAAGAUGUGCUUUACGAAUUUCCCAUUGAAUUCAAGUCAGCUUAUCUUCCCUGUGGGUGCCAUUUGCUACUUGAGGAUGAGAUACUAUGCGUUUCCUCUUCUUCAAAUGCCGUGAAUUUUCCACUCUGAAUCCAAUCAACACUCUUGAGUUGGUUAAUUCCAAAAUCAAAGGCUUUAUCCAGCAAGGGAACCAUCUUGAAGCUUUAUUAGCCUACUCUAAACAACCUCUUUUUCCACUACACACCUCCAAAUUCACUUUUCCUCCUCUCCUUAAAUCCUGCUCCUUUCUUCCAAAUCAACUUCACGAUACUGGUAAAAUAGUCCAUGCCACGAUCAUCCUAAAGGGUCUUCACUAUGAUCCUUUCAUCACCACUUCACUCAUCAACAUGUACGUUAAAUGUGGCUCACUUUGUAAUGCACUCCAACUGUUUGAUUUUAUUUCUCAAUGUGAAGAUUUGAAUCGAGAUGUAACUAUAUGGAAUGCUAUGCUGGAUGGGUAUAUAAGAAAUGGACUUACUGAGGAGUGUAUGGGUCUCUUUAGAAGAAUGCAAGAGCUUGGUGUCAAGUCUGAUGAGUACUCUCUUAGUAUUCUUUUGAGAUUCUUUAAUAAUGGUCGUAUCGGGUUAUCGAAAACAAAAGAAGUUCAUGGUUAUGUCAUUAGAAACUCAUUUGGUCGUGAUCCUUUUGUGGUUACAGCAUUGAUUGAUAUGUACUCAAGUUGCGGUAGGCCAAAAGAUGCCUGGUGCAUUUUUGAGAGUGUAGAAGAUAAGGACAAUAUUGUCGUGUGGAAUGCAUUGAUUGGGGGCUUAUCGGAGAACAGAUUAUGGAGAAACAGCAUGAGACUCUAUUCAUUGGCUAAGAAUAAGGGCUGUAAACUUAUGUCGACGACUUAUUCUAUUACUUUGAAAGCUUGUUCUGAGGCUGAAGAUAUAGAUUUCGGGAGGCAGGUACAUUCGGAUGUUGUCAAGAUGGAUUUUGAGAAUGAUCCUUAUGUCUGCACUUCGGUGUUGUCCAUGUAUGCAAGGGUUGGUCUGUUGGAAGAUGCAGAUAGGGCUUUUGACUCUGUAUUAGAUAAAGAAGUUGAAGUGUGGAAUUCUAUGAUUUCAGCUUAUGUUGGCAAUGGCAGAGGUGAUGAUGCUUUAUGCGUGUUUAAUGAGAUGCGAUUAAGAGGAGUUCUUUCUGAUUCUUUCACCUUGUCAAAUAUUCUUAUAUCAUGCAGCAUGACCGAAUCUUAUGAUUUAGGUAGGGUAAUUCAUGGUGAACUGAUAAAGAAACCAAUACAGAAUAACAUCGCGUUGCAAAGUGCUCUAGUGACUAUGUACUCAAAAUAUGGAAUGCUAAAAGAUGCUCUUGAAGUUUUCAGUAGAAUGGUGGAGAAGGAUGUGGUUGCAUGGGGCUCAAUGAUAUCAGGUCUCUGCCAAAAUAAGAAAUUCGAUUUGGCACUGGAAAUAUAUAAGGAAAUGGAGACACAUAAUGUCAAUCCAGAUGCUGAUAUAAGCGCAAUGGUGAUAAAUGCUAGUGCAGGACUAGAAAGCUUAGACUUGGGUUGCAGUGUCCAUGGAAUCACUAUUAAGAGGGGGGAAGAAUUAGAUAGUUCAGUGAGCAGCUCCCUUCUAGAUAUGUAUUCUAAUUGUGGCCAGCCAGAAAUGGCUGAAAAGAUUUUUUCGGGUGUUCCUUAUAAGAAUUUGGUAGUUUGGAAUUCUCUAAUCUCUUGUUAUUCGAAAAAUGACUUACCAGAGCUCUCUUUAAAGCUUCUUCCUCAACUUGUGGAACAAGGAUUUUAUCCAGAUGCUGUUACACUUACUAGUGCCCUCGCUGCUGUUUCAUCCUUAGCUAUACUCAUUAAAGGAAAGGCAAUUCAUUGUUACCAAAUAAGGCAUCAUGUUCUUGAAGACAGCCAAGUAGAAAAUGCUCUUGUUGAUAUGUACGUAAAAAGUGGAUGCUUAAAGUAUGCCGAGCGUAUAUUCAAGUACAUGUCCAAAAGGAACUUAGUAACAUGGAAUACGAUGAUUGCAGGGUAUGGAUCUCACAGUGAGUGUGUGAAAGCUAUCAACUUGUUCAAUGAAAUGAGGAAAUCUGGAGUGAUGCCUGAUGCUGUAACUUUCCUUUCCUUGAUUUCCUCUUGCAACCAUGCUGGUCUAGUUGACGAAGGCCUCAAAUUAUUUUACUUAAUGGAAGAGUAUGGAAUCAAACCACAAAUGGACCACUACAUAAAUGUGGUUGACCUUCUAGGUCGUGCUGGACGCUUGGAUUAUGCUUACAAUUUCAUACAGAAUUUGGAAGUGGAACCUGACCGGGGGGUGUGGCUAUGUCUUUUGUCAGCCUGUCGGGUCCAUCAAAACGUGGAGCUUGGAGAAAUAGCUGGAAAUAAACUUCUGAAGAUGGAACCAAACAGAGGCAGUAAUUACGUUCAACUUUUAAAUCUCUAUGUGGAAGCUGGGAUGAGGGAAGAAGCAGCAAGUUUAAGGGCUCUGAUGAGGCAGAAGGGGUUGAAGAAGAACCCUGGAUGUAGUUGGAUAGAGGUAAAAAAUGAACUUGAGGUUUUCUUCUCAAGUGAUUCAUCCUCCACCAAGACAACUGCAAUCUAUGAGACACUCCAUAGUCUCAGAAGUAUUAUGAAAAAGGGGGAUUAUGAGACUGAACUUGCAUGUCUUCCUUCACCUAGUUGUUAAUUAAAGGAAUACUCUACUUUCAGGCGAACCAAGCAUCAAUAAUUGGACGAACCAUCAACUUUGUAAAAGAGCUAGAGCAUCAUCUCCGAAUGCUACAAGCUCAAAACACAUCAAUUUCUCGCCCAAAAAAGGCGAUAGAUCGGCAUCACCACUUUUUCGUGAUUUCUUCUCCAUCCAACAACUCUCAAGUUGUUCAUGUGAGUCAUCAGGGGCUGAGAUUUCUCGGCUGUUAGCGAUGACUCACAGAGAAGUGAACUUAGUAGAGAACCAUGCCAACAUCAAAAUACUCUCAAAGAGAAGAUCAAAACAACUCAUGAAGAUAGUAGCUGGACUUCAGUGUAUAUGGCUAAUGUAACUACUACUGUUGAAGGAUGACCGCUGACCAAAUGGUUAUUUACUCCCUCAGUGCUAAGGGGCCAAAGCAUCAUCUUCUCUUUCUGUGCAGUGAUUAGGUGAACGAAGCGGUUCAUGCAUUGACUUUGGAGUGGUGAGCUUGCUUAUUUCGAAAGACAUUCAUUCUUGGUCUCCUAUCUUUAGACUUAGUUUUAUUUUGAAUUGAUUUAGCUAUUGUCGGGGGCUUAUCCCGACAUAUACAUUUCUAAACUUUGGUCUGUAUAGAGGUAUUGUGGAUGACUGUGGACUUGGGUAUAUUGGCUAGUGUGUUGAUAUUUAUGAAAUAGUUAGACAUUGUUAAGUU